Messenger RNA from Penicillium subrubescens, 1905 nucleotides. RefSeq lists its product as uncharacterized. Gene Ontology annotation, molecular function: carbohydrate binding; beta-glucuronidase activity. NCBI's taxonomy places the organism in Eukaryota, Fungi, Ascomycota, Eurotiomycetes, Eurotiales, Aspergillaceae. The record is from RefSeq and is a predicted model, not a curated record. Gene Ontology annotation, biological process: glucuronoside catabolic process; carbohydrate metabolic process. Bases 1 to 1905 code for a protein of 634 amino acids. The transcript has a single exon.
AUGAAGUUCCUCACAGGAUUGUCCCUGCUCGCUCUAGUUUCUCCGUCUCUGUGUGUUCCUGCCUUGCAGCUUCACGCGCGCAAUGGCCUGGUUUCUACUGAACAACCUUUGAUUAAGCUCAAGCCGCAAAGAACUGUUUCUCGCGAGCUUGUGAACCUGGAUGGUCUGUGGAAAUUCUCACUCGCAUUCGGCCCCAACGACACAGCUCAGCCGUGGACAGCACCAUUGCCCAAGGGCCUUGAAUGUCCAGUCCCUGCCUCAUAUAACGACAUCUUCGUCGAUCCCGAGAUCCACAACCAUGUCGGCUGGGUGUAUUAUCAGCGUGAUGUGAUCGUUCCCAAGGGCUGGUCCCAGGAGGAAUAUCUUUUGCGAGCUGAAUCCGCUACGCACCAUGGCCGAAUUUAUGUCAAUGACCGCCUCGUCGCCGAGCAUGUCGGCGGCUAUACACCCUUUGAAGCCGAUAUCACAAACGUCGUCACCGCUGGAGAGAAGUUCCGCUUAACGAUUGCCGUAAACAAUGAGCUCACCCAUGAGACUAUCCCGCCGGGAAAGAUUACAAUUGGGGAAGCCACUGGCAGGAGAAUCCAGACCUACCAGCACGACUUCUACAACUACGCCGGUUUGGCUCGAUCCGUUUGGCUUUACUCUGUUCCCCGCCAACACAUCCAGGACAUUACCGUUGUCACGGAUGUUCAAGAAAAUAAUGGACUGAUUCACUACGACGUCAAAGUAUCCAACAACACGUCCGGGCAGGUCAAGAUUACGGUCCUUGACGAGGAUGGUGCCGCCGUUUCCGGUGCCACUGGUGCCAAUGGGACCGUCAAGAUCAAUUCCGUCAAGCUGUGGCAACCAGGUGCCGCCUAUCUCUACCAGUUCCAGGCCAGCAUUGUGGACUCCAACGGCAAGCUCGUCGACACCUACAGCGUGGCUACGGGCGUGCGCACCGUCAAAGUGAGCGGGAAGAAGUUCCUCAUCAACGACAAGCCCUUCUACUUCACCGGAUUUGGAAAACAUGAAGACACCGCGAUACGUGGCAAGGGACAUGACCAAGCAUACAUGGUCCACGAUUUCCAACUGAUGCAUUGGAUUGGAGCAAACUCUUUCCGCACAUCACACUACCCUUACGCCGAAGAAGUCAUGGAUUUCGCCGACCGCAACGGCAUCGUCGUGAUCGAUGAGACCCCUGCUGUUGGCCUGAACCUUGGCAUGUCAAUUUCCGGGAGUACAACUGUUCACACUUGGUCCCAGGAAAACAUAAACAACAACACCCGGGAAGCCCACAAGCAAGCCCUCCGCGAGCUCGUGUCUCGAGACAAGAACCACGCCAGCGUUGUCAUGUGGUCGAUCGCCAACGAGCCUGCCUCAGCCGAAGAUGGAGCCCGCGAAUACUUCGAGCCACUGACCAAGAUGGCUCGCAAACUAGACCCCACGCGUCCUAUCACCUUCGCCAACGUCGGCGGCGCAACCUCGCAGCUUGACAAGAUCGCCGACUUGUUCGAUGUUACCUGCAUCAACCGGUAUUUCGGCUGGUACUCGCAGACCGGCGACCUUGCCGAAGCAGAGGCUGCUUUGGAAAAAGAGCUACAAGGCUGGCAGGAUAAGUUCGACAGGCCAAUCAUCAUGACCGAGUAUGGUGCGGAUACCCUUGCGGGUCUGCACUCUGUCCUCGGUCUGCCCUGGAGCGAGGAGUUUCAGACUCAAAUGCUGGAUAUGUAUCACCGGGUGUUUGAUCGCUUUGAGGCUAUGGCUGGCGAGCAUGUCUGGAACUUUGCGGACUUCCAGACUAGCUUGGGCAUAUACCGUGUAGAUGGUAAUAAGAAGGGUGUCUUCACUCGUAACCGCCAGCCUAAGGCCGCUGCACACAGUUUAAGGGCGCGGUGGACCAAGUUGCAUACGAGCAGUUAA